Suillus paluster is the source of this 1614-nucleotide messenger RNA. RefSeq names its product FYVE zinc finger-domain-containing protein. Lineage: Eukaryota; Fungi; Basidiomycota; Agaricomycetes; Boletales; Suillaceae. The record is from RefSeq and is a predicted model, not a curated record. The coding region runs from base 285 to 1337 and encodes 350 amino acids. Gene Ontology annotation, cellular component: ESCRT-0 complex. Gene Ontology annotation, molecular function: phosphatidylinositol-3-phosphate binding; metal ion binding; ubiquitin binding. The transcript has 5 exons. Gene Ontology annotation, biological process: protein targeting to vacuole; protein transport to vacuole involved in ubiquitin-dependent protein catabolic process via the multivesicular body sorting pathway.
CGAAGGUUUGGUUCCCAGGAUUGAUCAAAAUUUUGAAGGAGACUCCGCGGCAUUCACGUCAUACAAUCGAUUUGAGUUUGCUCGUUUCCGCUGAUCCUCCAAUGACAAGAAGCCCGCUGAAGCCCGUCGAGCGGGUCGAGCCAAGGUUGCAAGGGUCGGCUAAUGGACGAUCUACUAGAAAAGUCCAAUUUCAAGGUUCGAAUAGCGCCGUUGUAGUAGUUACGGUCUCCCAGGUAUUCCCACGACAAUGAUGGGAUUCGAUAUAACUUGUCGCGACGGAGAAGAUGAACUCGGUCGGCGUUGCGUCUACAUACAUUUCUUCACCUUCUUCUCCCAUGUCCGUCCUUCAAGUUGUACUCGCUAAUCUUGCUGCCAAGGCCCAUUCUACAUUGGCCUACGCUAGCUCCUCAAAUUCCAAUGAGUCAGAGUGCUCCUCUGACGCGUCUUCUCUAGUAGAAGGCUCUUCACAGAGUGGUUCAAUAUCUGAAUCCCGUCUCUAUCUCGCCUUACCCCCACGAACUAACGAACAUCUGGCAGUCCUAUUGCCAAGGAGCCUCUGGAAGCCUGAUUCUCUCGCUACCACGUGUGAUAAUUUUUAUUGUCACGUCAAGUUCUCGGUCCUUGAACGGCGUCAUCACUGUAGAAAGUGCGGUGGCGUUUUUUGCCAUCAAUGUACUACUCGAACAACCCAUUUGCUUGACGUUUCCAAUCUCGAUUUUCUUCAUCCUCCGCGGAACGUGCCUAUCUCAAAUUAUGAUAGCCCAACGUCACCAGUCGUUGUAGAAAAGGUCUGCGACGAUUGUUGGGAUCAGAUUUACGGUUGCAAUUCGCCUCGCACUCCAGACGCCAGACCAUCCACUCCUAUGCUUGUCAAGUCUCCGGUAGAUUCUAGGGCUCCUUCUCCUAAUUCGUCUGUUUGUGCAUCUCCUGUGGACAGCCCAGCGCACCCCUCUCGACCCAUUCGCGUUGCUUGGAGUUCAUAUCAUCUCAGCACUGGACAUCUCCCAUUACCCACUUCCAUCGUAUCUCCUACUGAGCUCGAGCUCCCAGAACCAUCAUAUGGCGAACUCGAUGCAUACCCGCUACGGAGAUCCAGUAUCAUUUGUAAGGCAACAGGCGGCGGUCGCUGGCAACCCAAGCAUUCACCUCCCAAGAUUGGUGUUCGGAUACCUGGGUACAAGGCACCGUAUGAAAUUGAAAUGGAACGAGAGGAACAAGAAGAACGUCGUCGCUAUCAGAAUCCCGUUGUACGGGAUGGAGAGUUUCAAUAUCGAUUCCGGCAGGACCGAGUCGCGUCUACUCUUUCCCGCACUGUACUGUGUUCCCCCACUUUCUAGGUUUUCGCUUCGUUUUCUGGUUUUUUUUUGUUGUUUGUAUAUAUCGCUUAAGCUGUUGUAUUUCUUCGUCGUGCAUAUCUGCUUCCUACUCUUGACUGAUUUUGUUUAUACGUAAUAUUAUGGUUCAUGUUUCUCCAUGCUAAUCGACCUGUUGUCCUUGCAGUUAUUUAUCAUAUAUUGUGCUCCUAUAUCUCACUGCAUCUACGAUACCAUUGCUUGAUUGAUAUACUAUACAUACGAUUGUAUACGCUUUUGCUAUGCAUUCGAUUUAUCGUAG